GUCAGUAAGGGGUCAGAGGGUAAAGGCUAUUCACCCAGCAUUCCCAGCUGCAGGAUACACAGCCAUCUUGGAUCUACGAGCAGAGGGGAAAUUAAUGCGGUGACGAACGGUAUGUUCGGUGCUACAAGAAAGAAGUUUGUAGAGGGGGUCGAAAGUGACUACCCUGAUGAGAGUAUGUACUAUGGCCAGCCGUCGAUGUUCCCUCAUCGAUCGGAGAAAGAUAUGCUGGCAUCUCCUUCGCCGUCAUCGUCAGGUCAAUUGUCGCAGCUUGGUGCAAGUUUGUAUGGUCCGCAAAGUGCACUAGGCUUCUCAAUAAGGAGCAUGAGCAACAACAACCCUCAGUUAAACCGCAGUUUAACGCAAGGUACUCAGUUACCGAGCCAUAGCACCCCAACAACGGGGGUCCCAACCAUGUCUCUCCAUACUCCGCCUUCGCCAAACAGGGGCAUUCUGCCUAUGAACUCCAGGAACAUGAUGAAUCACUCGCAAGUGGGCCAGGGGAUGAGUCUGAGUGCCAGGACCAACAGUAUGGGAGGCUCAGGCCUCGGAAGCCCCAACCGCAGCUCGCCCAGCAUUAUCUGCAUGCCAAAGCAGCAGCCAGCGCGUCAGCCCUUCACCAUCAACAGUAUGUCAGGGUUUGGAAUGGGUCGAAGUCAGGGGUUUGGUAUGAACUCUUUAUCGAACAACAUCUUUAAUGGAACAGAUGGGAGUGAAAAUGUGACAGGACUGGACCUCUCAGACUUUCCAGCAUUAGCAGACAGAAGUCGGAGGGAAGGAAAUGGAAACCCAACACCGUUGCAUAAUCCCUUGGCUGGAAGGGCUCCCUAUGUUGGGAUGGUCACAAAGCCGUCAACUGAACAGUCCCAAGAUUUCUCGAUUCACAAUGAGGAUUUUCCUGCACUGCCUGGGCCUAACUACAAGGACCCAACGUUGAGUGCGGAUGAAAGCAAAUCACAGAACUUGAACUCCUCAACCAAGAGCAGCUCCAGUGCAGAUGGCCCCAAGUUCCCAGGUGAUAAGACAUCAGCACAGAACAACAACCAGCAGAAAAAGGGGAUCCAGGUGUUGCCUGAUGGCAAAGUGACAAACAUUCCUUCUGGAAUGGUAACAGAUCAGUUUGGAAUGAUUGGGCUGCUAGCCUUCAUCCGAGCAGCUGAAACAGACCCUGGAAUGGUUCAUCUGGCGUUAGGAAGCGACCUGACCACACUGGGACUCAACCUCAACUCUCCAGAGAAUCUGUAUCCCAAGUUUGCAUCUCCUUGGGCCUCUGCACCAUGCCGACCACAGGAUAUUGAUUUCCAUGUUCCAUCUGAGUACUUAACCAACAUUCAUAUAAGGGACAAGCUUGCUGCAAUAAAACUAGCACGUUAUGGGGAGGACCUGCUGUUCUACCUCUACUACAUGAAUGGAGGAGAUCUCUUACAGCUUCUGGCUGCUGUGGAACUCUUUAACCGAGACUGGAGGUACCAUAAGGAGGAGAGGGUGUGGAUUACAAGAGCACCUGGCAUGGAGCCCACUCUGAAGACCAACACUUACGAGAGGGGGACAUACUACUUCUUUGAUUGUCUUAACUGGAGAAAGGUUGCUAAGGAGUUUCACCUUGAAUAUGACAAACUUGAGGAGCGACCUCACGUACCAACCACCUUCAACUACAACCCGGCGCAGCAGGCCUUCUGAACCGGACGUGCUCAGGCUCUCUGAGCUGCAGGAACAGACCUCAGCACUAGACUUGGCCAACCACAAUCUGCUUUUAUUCCUCACCUGUCUGGACAAGGACUGCAGGAGGAGGGCAGGGGGUCUCUACUUUAACCAGUGAGGAGAGACACCAUGCCUUACCAAUAAUGUGCUGCCCAAAAUGACCCCCCCCAAAAAACCCUUACACUGUUUUUAAAUAUUCUCAUACCCUCUUUCUUUUCCUCCUUUUUCAUUUUGAGCACCAGUCUGUAUUUUGUUUACGCCUCAGAUCAAAAGCCUGUUUGGUCUCUGGCAGGAGAACUGACUUGCAGUACGACAAAAGGCUACGUUUCGUUUUCCGAAACGUACCAUGUUAGUAAACAGGACAGACACAAAAAUCAAUCCAAUACAUGUGAAUACAAAAGGGCGGAAGAAAAAUGCAAUGUUCAUUGUUGCACUAUUUAGUAAUAAAAGAACACAAAAAUUGUUUUGUGCUUUUUUAUGUGGAAAAAUGCUCUUAUCCUGUUUUUGUCUGGAAGGAUACACAACCUACUAUUAACAUCAUGGAAUAUCUCUCUCUCUCUCUCGUCCUUUAGCCUUGUUCCCCCCCCCCUUCUCCAGAACAUUCCUUUGAGCUUUCAUCUUAACCGUGCAGUUGAUCGUACACCCGAUCAGGUUUUCUCUGCCUAACUCCAAUAAUUACAAAUCAGACUGUUUUAGUGACCAUUGUGGGAACAGUGUGUGGACCAUCCUCACCCAGGGGGUUAUGACUAAGCGACAUUGUUCCAGAUAAAACACUUCUCAGUCUUUGUUACAAUUUUGUAAUAAAUGUGUACAUUUUUUUUUUAUUUUUUGGACAUCACAUGAAUAAAGAUAUGUAUGUACGAAUGUGUAUAUAUAAUAUAUAUAGAUAGCUGUAUCUAUAUAUAUAUAUACAUGACGUCUAUUUUGGAAAAAGGUAAUUAUUCUUUGCUCAGCCUCAUUUUUAGGAGGUGAGCAGUGGUGGCAUUAUGUGUUAGAAACAAACAAACAAAAAAAUAGUGUUAAUAAUAUUGAGCUGCCAGACAGGGCUUCACACUUGUUACCCUGUGCACUUAAGACCAAGAUAAAUAUUGAAAAAUACGGAAGGCCAGAUUUUUUUUUUCGAACUAAGGAAAUCUAUAUCCCAAGCCCCUGAAAAAAGUGGAACCAUUUCACAUGCAGCUGUUUGAAUAGAAGAAUUUCAUAGGAAAAGUAAAAAUUGGUAAUACUGCUAACAAAAAAAAGGAAAAAAAAACCAGACCAGUCUUGUAUUUUCUGAAAACGUUGAACGCGUCUUUCUUUCCUUUGUAAUAAAGCAGAACGGCUUUCCUGAA
Molecule: messenger RNA, 3029 nt
Organism: Neoarius graeffei (lesser salmon catfish)
Lineage: Eukaryota; Metazoa; Chordata; Actinopteri; Siluriformes; Ariidae
Gene: cnot2
Product: CCR4-NOT transcription complex, subunit 2
Exons: 15
Coding region: 112-1677 (521 amino acids)
Biological process (GO): regulation of stem cell population maintenance; regulation of DNA-templated transcription; nuclear-transcribed mRNA poly(A) tail shortening
Cellular component (GO): CCR4-NOT core complex; P-body
Source: RefSeq, a predicted model, not a curated record